CCGGGGAAGUGGAAGCGCCGGGUCCUGCUGCGGGGGGGAGAGCCACAGACGCCGGGACCGGGACCGCCGCCGCCGCCGCCGCCAUGAGUGAUCAGCAGCUGGACUGUGCCUUGGACCUAAUGAGGCGGCUGCCUCCACAGCAGAUCGAGAAAAACCUCAGCGACCUGAUCGACUUGGUCCCCAGUCUAUGUGAAGAUCUCCUGUCUUCUGUUGACCAGCCAUUGAAAAUUGCCAGAGACAAAGUGGUGGGAAAGGAUUACCUUUUGUGUGACUACAACAGAGACGGGGACUCCUAUAGGUCACCAUGGAGUAACAAGUAUGACCCUCCUUUGGAAGAUGGGGCCAUGCCGUCUGCUCGGCUGAGAAAGCUGGAGGUGGAAGCCAACAAUGCCUUUGACCAGUAUCGAGACCUGUAUUUUGAAGGUGGUGUCUCAUCUGUCUACCUCUGGGAUCUGGAUCAUGGCUUUGCUGGAGUGAUCCUCAUAAAGAAGGCUGGGGAUGGAUCAAAGAAGAUCAAAGGCUGCUGGGAUUCCAUCCACGUGGUAGAAGUGCAGGAGAAAUCCAGUGGUCGCACCGCCCAUUACAAGUUGACCUCCACGGUGAUGCUGUGGCUGCAAACCAACAAAUCCGGCUCUGGCACCAUGAACCUCGGAGGCAGCCUUACCAGACAGAUGGAGAAAGAUGAAACCGUGAGCGACUGCUCCCCACACAUAGCCAAUAUUGGGCGCCUGGUAGAGGACAUGGAAAACAAAAUCAGAAGUACGCUGAAUGAGAUCUACUUCGGAAAAACAAAGGACAUCGUCAACGGGCUGAGGUCUGUGCAGAUUUUUGCAGACAAAUCAAAACAAGAAGCUCUCAAGAACGACCUGAUGGAGGCUUUGAAGAGAAAGCAGCAGUGUUAAACCUCUGCUUCCCGCUAACCAGACACGCCAUGCACUCGUUAGAUUCCUUUCUUAGAAAACUCGUUUUCUGCCCCUUUCCCUCGUGCCCUCCCUCCCCGACAGGUCACAUAACAACUUGCAUCGCUGACCGCUGUACACAGCGCCAUCUCUCCCGAGAAUAAAGCCCGAUAAACACCCUUCUCCGGCUCUGAGGCCUGCUUCCCACCACAUUUUGCUAUCGAAACUCUUGAUAUUUCCAUAGAGACCGUGUGUUUUUUGUUCACCCGGGCCCCCUGUACCCCCCAUUUGAAGACCUAAAAUACACUGUCAGCCUCCCCUUCCCUCCCACCUUUUUGUUACAUUGGUGUAAAAAAUGUAAAACAAAAAAAUUUUAUGAAAUAACUGUGGUGUGUGAAAGAUAGAAGAAAAACUGGAAAUCUGAUUCCAUGUGUGUUUGGGAGCUGCUUUCGGUGGGGGUCGGGGAAUAGAGGGUCGCUCUGGGAGGAAGGAGAGGUGGCCCUCAGCAUUGUCCUGUGCAGACUCGCCCCUGUCCCACGGAGAGCACCUUGUGGGGAUGCGGGUGGGAGUGGGGACCUGCUGACCGUUCUGCUCUUCUGGCCAGGUGCUUUUCUGUCAAUUUUUAUGGAAUGCAAAAGGAGUUUUUUGUUUUAUUUUGAUUUUUUGUAAAAGCUUAAAAAAAAGAAAUCUACAUCUUAUACUUGAGCCUCCAUACUUAAAAAAAAGAAAAAAAAAACAAAAAAAAUAAAUAAAAAGAAACUGGGACACAGUU
Molecule: messenger RNA, 1671 nt
Organism: Cynocephalus volans (Philippine flying lemur)
Lineage: Eukaryota; Metazoa; Chordata; Mammalia; Dermoptera; Cynocephalidae
Gene: CAPZB
Product: capping actin protein of muscle Z-line subunit beta
Exons: 9
Coding region: 84-902 (272 amino acids)
Biological process (GO): regulation of lamellipodium assembly; negative regulation of filopodium assembly; actin cytoskeleton organization
Cellular component (GO): F-actin capping protein complex; cytoplasm
Molecular function (GO): actin filament binding
Source: RefSeq, a predicted model, not a curated record